Molecule: messenger RNA, 8619 nt
Organism: Homo sapiens (human)
Lineage: Eukaryota; Metazoa; Chordata; Mammalia; Primates; Hominidae
Gene: PM20D2
Product: peptidase M20 domain containing 2
Exons: 7
Coding region: 4565-5317 (250 amino acids)
Biological process (GO): proteolysis; regulation of protein metabolic process
Molecular function (GO): hydrolase activity; dipeptidase activity
Source: RefSeq, a predicted model, not a curated record
AGAUGGAGUCUCACUCUGUUGCCUAAGCGGGAGUGCAGUUGAGUGAUCUUGGCUCACUGCAGCCUCUGCCUCCCAAGUUCAAGUGACUUUCCUGCCUCAGCCUCCUGAGUGUCUGGGAUUACAAGUGCCCACCACCAUGCCUGGCUAAUUUUUGUAAUUUUAGUAGAGACAGGGUUUCACCAUGUUGGCCAUGCUGGUCUCGAACUCCUGACCUCAAGCGAUCUGCUCGCCUCAGCCUACCAAAGUGCUGGGAUUACAGGCAUCAGCCACCGCACCGGCCUCUUUAUUUUUUUUUAUUUUUUGAGACAAGAGUCACUCUGUUGCCCAGGCUGGAGUGCAGUGGCACCAUCUUGGUUCACUGCAACCUGUCUCCCAGUUUCAAGCGAUUCUUCUGCCUCAGCCUCCUGAGUAGCUGGGAUUACAGGGUGUGCCACCACAGCUGGCUAAUUUUUGUAUUUUAAGUAGAAACGGGAUUUCACUAUGUUGGCCAGGCUGGUCUCGAACCCCUGGCCUCAAAUGAUCUGCCCCACCCCCCGGAACCUCCCAAAGUGCUGGGAUUACAGGCACGAGCCACUGCACCCAGCCUAGAUAUUUUAAUUUGUAACCUAUUUACUAGUUUAUAAACAGAUGUAGGUUGAGUAUGGUGUUUUGAAUUAUGUGAACCAAACAUAUACCUAGGGUAUCCUCAAUAUCCUAUUUUCAUCCAGGGAGUGAUUUAAAUGCUAAGGUGCAUAAUCCACAUUUAGUACUAGGAAAUGUUUUCUAAAUAUUUAAAUAAGAAAAAUGAAAGAAGAAAUUGACAUUUGAAUGCCUGUCAGGUACUCGGCAUUCUGCUACGCAUCUUUUUUUUUUUUUUUUUUUAACCCUAACAACCCAAUGGGGCAAAUAUAUCAUUUUACAGGUAAAGAAACUGAGGCUCACAGAUGUUAGGUAACUUGUCCAAGGUUGCAUAGCUAGUAAAUGUGUAUAGAAUUCAAACUGAAUUCUGACUUCAAAAUCUGUAAAUGUCUCACUGAACCAUUGGUCCUUAAACCCUUGGGAGUCAUGGACUUGUUUCAAAAUUGUAUAAAACUACAUCACCUUUCUUUCGAGAAAUGCACACACAGUAGUUUGGCAUUUCGCUUUACAGAGCCUAGACCUGAAGCUCUGGGUCUAUUAUGCCACGUGAAGAUACCCUGCACCAGACAGUACUGCAUUAAGUAACAUAUAUCUAUCUAUACAAGUACCCUACAUAUUCUACUACCCUGUCUUUGGAAAACAAAUCUAAUUUUUAAAUCUAAGAAAUUAUAAUUUUAUUUAUUUUUGAGACAGUGUCUUACUCUGUAGCCCAGGCUUGAGUAUAGUGACACCAUCUCGGCUCUCUGCAAACUCCACCUUCCAGGUUCAAGAGAUUCUCGCGCCUCAGCCUCCUGAGUAGCAUGCGCCACCACGCCCGGCUAAUUUUUUUUGGUAUUUUUUAGUAGAGACCUGCUUUCACCAUGUUGAUCUGCCAACCUCAGCCUCCCAAAGUGCUGAGACUGCAGGUGUGAGCCACCAGUCAGCCAGAAAUUUAAUGUAGUUUAGAAGGAUUACAAAAGUAUUUCUACAUACCUUUAAAUUUUGACUAAUUUUGCCUCUGGCAAUGGGAUCAAAAUAAAUGCAGCAAUUCUUAUUUGUAAUGCAACAGCAUGUCUUAGAACAGUUAGAUCUCAAGUAAACUUUACAAAUAAAGUACUGGAAUUAAUUUACAUUUAAAAAUAAAUUAGCCCAGUGGCCUAAAAUUAAAUCCGAGGCUCCAAAUAAAAAUUUCAGCAAAUUCCCCUAUUAUCUGUUAACACCGAAAAAUAUCAGCUGCUAUAAAUUAUUUGUGCAUUAUUCCUGGGGAGAAAGCAAGCAAGCCGCUGUCAUGGCAGUCUCUAUUUUCUUUGACCCUAACUUAUCCUCUAUGAUCCUGAAUAAAUGGUAGGUAGUACCCCUGCACUAAACUUGGGAAGUACUUAAAUAAAUAUAGUCUCUUUAAAAGAACUGAUCACAGAUGUCUAAAAUUAAAACGUUUGAUUUAUUAAUAAACAAAGUAUCUCUCUUAAAUGGGCCAAGAAACAAUUCUAUGACAAAAGUGAACCCUGGAAUAUAGAUAUUCCCAGAAGACAAUUUUCCAGGAUACCCAGCCAAACAAUUUUCACCUAGUCACAAAAGUCAUUUUCAUCGAAGCCUACAGUCAUUCCUUUUUCUAAUUCUAUUCUCUCAUUUCUUUCUAAACAUGAUUUUAAUAAAGCAUAUACCUGUCAAAGACUUCUCUUUGCAAAAGACAUAGGAACAGCAGUCAGGAAGAGGACUCUGAAGCCCAGUCACUCCACAGAUCCAAAGUUUAUGGCUGUGUGCCCUUGUAACUUAGCCUCUCUGCAUCUGUUUCCUUGUCUGUAGUGGUACUAGGUUGGCGCAAAAGUAAUUGCGGGAUAUUUACCUCAUAAGAGUGUUGAUGGUUAAAUACAAGAGUGAAUAACUUAAGACAUAUAGAACAGUGCCAAGCAUGUACUAAAUGCUCAAAAGAGUUUGAGCUAUUAUCAUUCCAGCUUUUUCAUCAAACCAAAUGGUAUCCUCCUAAGCAGCCCAGGGAUUACAAUGACAAACCUAGUCAGAGGUAAAUCAAAGGAUUAAAUAUGUUCAGGAAUACAGAGAUUUGUGAAUACAGAGUAAAGAUACUAUAAUCAAUCCCUAGUUAUUAUUUUUCACAAUGGUACCUAGUUAUUAUUAUUUUUAUAGAUAAAGGGGUCUUGCUAUGUUGCCCAGGCUGGUCUCAAACUCCUGGGCUCAAGCAAUCCUCCUGCCUUGGCCUCCCAAAGUGCUAGGAUUACUGGUGUGAGCCACUGUGCCCAGCCCCUAGUUUUUAAAAUGAUUUCACUUAUGUGUAUGAACCCAAACAUUCUGAAAAUACUAAAAAUUUCUAUCAAUAUCUGUCUUACUCAUUCUUCAGAUUAUCCUUUAGAUUUUCAGUAGUGCCACAUAAUUUUAUAACUAAAUUUUAUUAUAGCGGAAUAAUUCAAAGAGUUGUAGUUUUGAAAUAAAUUUUGCUAUGAUUAGAGAAAAUCUAUUCAGAAAGUACAAUAUACAUUAAUUUAUGGCACUUGUCCAAAUAUUACCAGCAUACAAAUUAUUGUUUAAGGUUGUUUCUUACAUAUGGGAUCUAAUAUGCAAAGAAAACUGGAAUUUGUAUUCAAAACAAAUAGAAGCAACACUGGCUCCUAUAUACUAAAAAUAUAAGACAGAUUUUUUUCUUAAACACUCUGGAUACAAAUACUAACUGUAUGGAUUGAGAACUUUGAAGUUUUCAUAAUGUAAGUCACAAAGUAUACAAGUAGAGCUCUAUAAAUAUAUCCCCUAUAAUAAUCAUAUGCAAAACCAUUCUAUCACAAACACUACCAAAACCCUUUGAAAAACAUAAACUACAACACAUUUUCAAAGAAAUUAUUAGUUAUAACAACUACAAAAGCAAUAAAUAUCAAUAAAGUUAUUUGGCUGUCAGAAAUGAAGGGCAGUAUAAUGUAAAAUUCAAAUACUGCAAAGUUGUUUUUUGAAGAUGUAGUCUCGAGUUUCUUCUUCUUCUUUUUUUUAAAUUUUAGAGACAGGAUUUCACCAUGUUGCCCAGGCUGGUCUCAAUCUCCUGGCCUCAAGCAAUCUGCCCGCCUCGACCUCCCAAAGUGCUGGGAUUACAGGAGUGAACCACCACGCUUGGCCAAGUUUCUUAAUACAAGGUGUUUGGUGACCAAUAAAUCUGCCUGGUUGAACUGGUGGAAUCGAAUUAGUAAGUUUGUGUAAUAGUUGGCUGUUUCUAACUGUGGCAUUAAGACUUGUUUAAUGUUCUUCAUAAAGGAUUAAUGAGUUCAGACUUUUAAAAUAGGUAGCCCAGUAAGGAAUCAGAGUUUAGGCCAGAAGAUCAGGACAUCUAAUCCUAAUUCUGCCUGAAGACUUGCUCUGUGACCUGGGGCAAGACACUUCACUCAAUUCCUCAAAAACACCCCCUGUAAAAUGAUGAUAGAGAUCACCCACCUACCUCACAGGGUUGUUGUGAGGAUAAGUAGUAAGUUAACAGAAAGUUUCUGACUCGUAAAGUACUUAAGAAUAAUUAUAUACAUACAUACACUGAAAGGCUUAGUCGAGAGGAACCUUUUUGAAACAAAUCCUAACAAAUUUUGAGGGACUAAACUUGUAGUAUUUUUUUUUAUCUUUGCCAUUAGUUGACUUGUAAAAUUGGGAAAAGCUUUUUAUAGUGUCUUUAGUACAUACUUUGCACCAAGUUGGUAUAACAAUGUACAUUUUGUGAUUAAUUUAGCACCAUUUGUUGAUGCCCAUUGCGUAAGCGUCAUAGAACAAAACCUGUCUUAAUAGGUUAAGGACUUUAAUGUAGAUUGUGAAUACAUAUGCAGGUGAACCUGUUUGAUAUAUUCCUAUGAGGAUUUUGUUGUUUUUCCCUGACAUGAGUAUUUCCUUCUAGGUAGUUGUCCUGGGAACCCCUGCAGAAGAAGAUGGUGGUGGCAAAAUUGAUUUAAUUGAAGCAGGGGCUUUUACAAAUCUUGAUGUUGUUUUUAUGGCCCACCCAUCACAAGAGAAUGCUGCUUAUCUACCAGAUAUGGCUGAACAUGAUGUGACUGUGAAAUACUAUGGAAAAGCAUCUCAUUCUGCUUCUUAUCCCUGGGAAGGAUUAAAUGCAUUAGAUGCUGCUGUGCUGGCCUAUAACAAUCUGUCUGUGUUCAGACAGCAAAUGAAACCAACCUGGAGAGUUCAUGGUAUAAUAAAAAAUGGUGGUGUAAAACCCAAUAUCAUUCCCUCUUAUUCUGAAUUAAUCUAUUACUUCCGUGCACCCUCAAUGAAAGAACUUCAAGUUUUGACCAAAAAGGCAGAAGAUUGCUUCAGAGCUGCAGCUUUGGCUUCAGGGUGCACAGUGGAAAUUAAAGGUGGAGCACAUGAUUAUUACAAUGUUCUUCCCAAUAAGAGCCUAUGGAAAGCCUAUAUGGAAAAUGGAAGAAAGCUAGGAAUAGAGUUCAUUUCAGAAGAUACAAUGUUGAAUGGCCCUUCAGGAUCUACGGAUUUUGGAAAUGUUAGUUUUGUGGUUCCUGGAAUUCAUCCAUAUUUUCACAUUGGAUCUAAUGCCUUGAAUCAUACUGAACAGUACACUGAAGCUGCUGGGUCACAGGAAGCUCAGUUCUACACUCUGCGGACGGCCAAAGCUCUGGCAAUGACGGCACUGGAUGUUAUUUUUAAACCAGAGUUACUGGAAGGAAUCAGAGAGGACUUUAAACUGAAACUUCAAGAAGAACAGUUUGUAAAUGCAGUAGAAUAAAAGACUUAGGGGCCACUUAUAAAUCAAGAAGACGUGAUGAUUUUUUUCUUUUAAUCUCUUUUAAUGAAGGCAUGCUUGUUUUUUAAUCUUAAAGGAGUAAAAUUCUUUUUACCUGAUAAGUGAGGACAGGGUGUGGAGAAAACAUAUUAAUUACCUCAUAUCUAAAGUGAAAAUUUUUGCAAAUCCGUACUUGAUAGGAUUAUGAUAUUACAGGAGCUGGUAUGUGAUGCCAUUCUUUCUUUUUUUUUACCCCGCAACCACUCACCUUCACAGUAGUGAUACCAUUUCUUAACCUGGAGGAUACAUGGCAUCAUUUUUAUAAAAUAUGUUAGUAAACCUUUUUGUAAGCCUUAAAUGUUAUGUGUAUUUUUAAAAGCUUAAGAGAUUUCAAACCUUAUAUUCAGAAUUGACACCCAUGAGAGUGUUUUGUGGUAUAGGGUGGUAAACUUGUUCUCUAAUCGUAUAUUAAUUCCUCUACCAGAUUGUAUAUUUGAAGCCAGUGUCUUUCCUUUUUUUGUUUUAAGAUAGAGCCUCGCUCUGUUGCCCAGGCUGAAGUGUAGUGGCACAAUCUCGGCUCACUGCAACCUCUGCCUCCCAGGUUCAAGUGAUUCUCCUGCCUCAGCCUACCAAGUAGCUGGGAUUACAGGUGUGUGGCACCAUGCCCAGCUAAUUUUUGUAUUUUUAGUAGAGACGGCAUUUCACCAUGUUGGCCAGGCUGGUCUCGAACUCCUGACCUCAGGUGAUGCACCUGCCUCGGCCUCCUAAAGUGCUGGGAUUACAGGCAUGAGCCACCGCACCCGGCCUGCCAGUGUCUUUUUAAUACACAUGUGUGUUGGUAUUUUUAAAUUGUUACAGUAUCUAGCAUAUUGCUUACUCUGAAUAUUCAGUACUUUUUGAAUAAGCAAAUAUUGCUUCCUUGCUUGGAAUCAUCAGAGUUUAAAGUAGCUUCGUGGAUGGACCAUGAUCCUAAGAUGAGUUUUAAUUUUGUGUUUACAGUCAUCUCUUGUACAACGUGGAGAAGAAAAGAUAUACUUACUACUUUGCUUCAGGUACACAUAAGAAAACCUCUUUUUUAAAAAAAUUUUUAUUUUUUUACAUAAUAGAGACAGGGGCUCGCUGUAGCUUCCAGGCUGGCCUCAAACUCCUGGGCUCAAGCAAUCCUCCUGUCUUGGCCUCCCAAAGUGUUGGGAUUUCAGGUAUGAGACACCACACCUGCCCAUUUUUGUUUGGUUUUUUAAUGGGCAGGUUCUUGCUCUCCCAGGCUGGAGUGCAGUGGUGUAAUCACAGCUCACUGCAGUCUCGAACUCCUGGACUCAAGCAGUCCUCCCACCUCAGCCUCCUAAAGCACUGGGAUUACAGGCUUGAGGCACUGCACCUGGCCCUGACCAUUUUUUAAAAAGGUUAGGCUUAGUGCAAAGUUUAAAAUUAUAUGAUUCUUAAAAUACUGAAUUAGUUUCUAAACUAAACUAGAGGUAUAGGUGGACCUGCUUGAGGUAUCUUUGUUUUUAUGGAACAUUUUUAUUACAUGCCUUUAUAAUUUUUCAUUGUUCACACCCUGUACUGAAACCUUUUUCUCAAAUACCAACUCUUGGCUAUGUUAAAUUUGUAGACUUUAAAAGAUGUUAUCUAAAUUAAUGGUUUAAAUAUACAAAUUGAAAAUAUUUUCUUUUUAGUGGCAAUUUUAAAAGCAGGCCUUAAUAUGGGACCUGCUUUUAAAGUAAAAUAUGUGGUACUAUGAAUUACUAAAUUGCUAUAUACCAUGUAAUAGUGAGUAUAGCUAAUAUUUAGUAUGCCUUUUAAAAAUUUUGGACUGCUUUUCGGUUUUAACAAAUUCUCCACAUGUGAACUACUCAAGAAAUUUUCCCUUUUUAAUUGCCUCUAUAGCACUCAUAAGAGCUAGGGCAUUAGGAUAAACUAGAAUAUUUUAUGUUUAUGAAUACUUGUAUAAACUUAAAAGUGUUUUGAUUUCCCACAAUUUCCCAAAGGAAUGUUUAUUUAUUAAGAGUUGUGUUGAUAAUUUAACUGUUACAAUUUCAGCAGUUGAAUUCAGUGAACACUGGUUGAGGAGUGCCUAUUUCUAAGCACUGGGUGUAAGAAGAAAAGACACUUGCAAAGGAAGAGCUAAGAUUAACAUAAUUUCUUUGGUUUUUCUAUUGCUUGUUAUUAUUAUGUAAAAACUGGGUGGCAGUUCACAAGGAAGAUUGUUGUAACAGAAGAGUGACAACCAAUAGUUUUUUGAUCAUUAAAUCAAAUUUUGUAAACAGUGGCAGGAGCGUGGACUUAAAACAAGGCUUGCUUAUUUGGUUUUGUCAAAGUUUUACGAAAAUAUAUGAUAUAUAUUUAUACUAAAACUAUAUAAUCCUUAGAUUUAGGAAAGCAAUCAGUUAAUGUCUUUAGCACACUAAAGCAGUAUUAAACACAGGUACAAGUUGGAAAUUGUAGAAAACUGAAAGAAAACAAGACAAAAUGUCUAUGGUAGGGAAUAAAAGAGUUUAAGAUAUUAUGUAAAAUUAUGUGUAUUUUCUUCUCUUUUACAUAAAUUGUUUGUGAAAAGUGUGCUCAACUUUUUUACAAGAGUGAUAUUAACUUGGAUUUAUUUUUCAAUAUAAUUUGGAGACCCUUUGUUAUCCAAAUAAAAUUGAUGAGUUUCUGUGCCUGUAAAAAAAAAAAAAAAAAAAAGAAAAGAAAAGACACUGUUGCAUGCCCCAGAAAGCUUGUGGUGGGUGGUAAGUUCUCACGAGAUUUAUUUAUCUGAGCAACAUUGGGACUGAGGGAACAUCUGAAAGCUACCAUCUUGAAAAUUUUUGAGGAAGUGUUUCUGAAAUAUUUAAAAAUACUUAAGUCAGUCAUUUUGAACAAAAGAAAUUGAUACAAUAAGUUUUUUUUUUUAAGGAUGAUUGUCUAAUUUUGUAAUAUGUUGUUUUUUAAAAACCUGUCUGAUGGUGUUUUAUACAUUUCUAACUUUUUACCUGAGUUAUCUCUUUAGUCUUUUGGAAAAUACCCUACACAAUACUAACCUUUAAAACUAUCAAAUUUUUGUUAUAAGAUAAAUGUUAUCUUUGUACUAGAUAGCAACCCUUUAUAAGGUUGUAAGGUAUAAUAAACUGCUUAUUUUUUUACAUACUUCAUAUCAAGCAUUUUGCAGUCCAAUUAUAUAGUUGAGGAUGGUGUAUUUUGAUAUGUAUGAAGUUAAUAUUUUCAAGUAAGCAAUCAGUCUACUACCAUCAGAUUAUAAGCUUUUUUGUAAUAAUAGGUACAUAAAAUGUGUAUGAAAAAUCUACAAUAAACAUGUUUAUCUGAUA